Messenger RNA from Acanthamoeba castellanii str. Neff, 1290 nucleotides. RefSeq names its product GTPbinding protein. Gene Ontology annotation, molecular function: GTP binding. NCBI's taxonomy places the organism in Eukaryota, Discosea, Longamoebia, Acanthamoebidae. The record is from RefSeq and is a predicted model, not a curated record. The annotation marks the transcript as partial. The transcript has a single exon.
CGACCACCUGAGGACAACUCGUUCAAACCGCUGGACGACCAGUCAAGCCAAAUCGCCAUCCCGCACCCCACGAUCCUCCUCCUUGGACCCACCGGCUCCGGCAAGAGCACCAUGGUCAAUCGCGUCUACGGCCAGCGCCUCGCGGACACCGGCGUGGGCAGGCCCGUCACUCAGUGCCUUCAGCUCUACGGGUCCCCCUCGUCGUGGGUGCGCCUCUACGACUACCCGGGCAUCGAGACCGAGAACGCCCAGCAAUGGAGGGACACGCUGGGUCGCCAGCUCAACGAGCUCCAGGGCGACGAGAACAAGCGCGUGCACGUCGUGUGGUACUUUGUCACCAUGGGUCCCAGCCGCUGGCAGGACAACGACGACCGCAACUGCCGCUUCCUCAAGAGGCGCCAGCUGCCGGUCAUCAUCGUUCUCUUGCACGCCGACAACAGCUCGUCGCAGGACAUCGCCGAGAUGAAGCGCACGAUCAAGCACUCGCUGGGCGCCGAGACGCCGGUCUUCAGCUCUUCCAUGGGGCUGCGCGCCCCCUCGGAGUGUCCCAGGUGCCAAAGCGACGAGCUCGCCACCAUCGCCAGGAGCCGCAUUUGGAGGUGCACCACGUGCGGCCACUCGGGUCCUUGGUCGCGGCUCAACCACGAGGUGCGCGGCCUCGAACAGGCCACCUACGACGAGCUGACCAAGAUCGACCCCAAUCUGGGCGACAUGCACGUCGCAGCUCAGGUGGUCGAUCUCAAGAGGAAGAUUCCCAUGUUGACUGGCAUCAUUCUCUCCGCCGCCAUCAGCGCCGGUGUCACUGGCGCGGCCGUCGUUGUGCCCUUGGUCGAGAUUCCCGCCAUCGCCGGCAUCCAGUCGGGCAUGCUGGUCUCGCUUGGUGUGGCCACCGGAGUGCCCCUCGAACGCUACCCGUGGCUGCUGGUCAGCUACGCCGGCAUGCAGCUGCUGACCGGCCUCGCCGCGCUCGGCCUGCCAGAGCUCCUCAAGUUCAUCCCCGGGCUCGGCACCGUCGCGGGCGGAGCCAUCAGCGCUAGCGUGGGGCCCGUGUUGACCGUGGCGAUGGGCGUCCUCUACAGCGUGGCCCUGUUCAAGGUGCGCCAGCAGAUGAACGACAACGAGGAGGGCGUCCUGUCGGAGGCCGCCGUCAAUCAGAUCAUGGCUUCGGUCGUCAGCACCCAGAACAUCAAGCGCCUCUUCGUAAAGGUUAAGAAUCUGAAUAGGGCAGAGUUCAAGCAGGAGCACAGAGGGAUCGUGGCCUCGCUCAUCGGCAUUGAAAUCGACCCCUGA